Xylona heveae TC161 is the source of this 714-nucleotide messenger RNA. RefSeq lists its product as hypothetical. The transcript is spliced from 4 exons. Gene Ontology annotation, biological process: mycotoxin biosynthetic process. NCBI's taxonomy places the organism in Eukaryota, Fungi, Ascomycota, Xylonomycetes, Xylonales, Xylonaceae. Bases 1 to 714 code for a protein of 237 amino acids. The record is from RefSeq and is a predicted model, not a curated record.
AUGUCCUUUCCUUCUUCGACUGCAUCUUCCACUACCAUUGACUCCAUCAUGAAUCAGUCACAGGAAACGAACGAUCCAAGUUUUACAUCGCUCAAAGAUGAACAUGAAGACUUGGCCAGCAUCAGGAUGUCCGAAGAGGAUGGUUUCCUCACAGGAAAGACACUAUAUCGGUCGUCUCAAUCGCGUCCAAUGCACAGGUACGUGUUGUGGAUAAAAUAUCUGCUCGUUGCUUUAGUCUGGAUUGCCUCGAUAGCUGCUGCUGUCUACAUCUCGCGACAAAAGAGUCGCGAACAUUAUGGUCUUGCUGAUAUUUUUGACACCGAGCUAUAUCCUGUACAAUCUGCCAUUGAAGUUCAAAAGGUCCGUUUCCUCGGCAAUCUGGAAUUUGAUGAGAACGGCACUCUCAUCGAGACACUUUGGGAUUCCAAUGCUCCAAGAUAUACUGGUGAGCCGAGCGACGAGCUGGACGCCCGCUGGAAAAGCCUGUUCAGAGUUGAUGGCGUGGACCUUCGCGGCGUUGAGGCCGAAACAAUACGAGGAAAAACUUAUGAGAAGCCUGGAGGAUGGUCAAUCGUUGGCAUAGAUGUUUUCCAUCAGCUACACUGCCUCAACAUGCUUCGCCAGGGUUUGCGCCGCGACUACUAUACCAAACACGACCCAGAGCCUGCUUACACAGUCCACCUAAGUGACACGCCCCAAAACCACCGUGGAUAG